Messenger RNA from Hevea brasiliensis (rubber tree), 1020 nucleotides. Its product is annotated as endo-1,3;1,4-beta-D-glucanase. NCBI's taxonomy places the organism in Eukaryota, Viridiplantae, Streptophyta, Magnoliopsida, Malpighiales, Euphorbiaceae. The record is from RefSeq and is a predicted model, not a curated record. The transcript is spliced from 7 exons. The coding region runs from base 60 to 779 and encodes 239 amino acids. Gene Ontology annotation, molecular function: hydrolase activity.
UGCUUUCUAGGACGGCACUGGCUAACCAAUUUUCCACAGAGUCAUCUAUUGUGUGAGACAUGUCGAGCUCUCAAUGCUUGGAGAAUCCACCAACCCUGAACCCAAACUAUGGGGUCGGUACAGUUAAGGAACUGGGUGGCCUCAAGACUUAUGUCACUGGUCCUCCUGAUUCCAAGCUUUCCAUCCUUCUAGCUAACGACGCUUUUGGGUUUGAAGCACCAAAUUUAAGGAAGCUUGCAGACAAAGUUGCAGCAGCUGGAUUCCUUGUAGUGGUUCCUGAUUUUCUCUAUGGAGAUCCGGCUGAACCAAGUAAUCCUCAAUUUGAUCUAGACACCUGGAUGAAAAAUCAUGACACAGUUAAAGGAUGUGAAGAUGCCAAAAAAGUCAUUGCUGCACUUAAAAGCAGAGGCAUUUCUGCAAUAGGGGCUGCAGGUUUUUGCUGGGGCGGAAUGGUGGUAGUGAAACUAGCGAGUUGUGAUGAUAUUCAGGCUGCAGUGAUAUUGCAUCCUGGUCCGAUUACAGUUGAUGAAAUCAAAGCUGUUAACGUUCCAACUGCUAUAUUGGGUGCUGAAUUUGAUAGUAUUUACUCAGCUGAAAAACUGAAACAGUUAGGAGAAAUUUUAGCAACAAAAGACGAGAUUCAGAGUUAUGUAAAGAUAUUCCCUGGUGUUGCUCAUGGAUGGACAAUGAAGUAUAAUGAUGAGGAUGAUUCAGCUGUCAAGAUUGCUGAAGAAGCUCAUUUAGACAUGUUGAAUUGGUUCACUAAGCAUGUCAAAUGAGAAUAUGGGUUUCUAUAUAUGAAGAUUGAGAAUUUUGAGUUUGGAAGGCCAGGCAUUGAAUUGGUAUAAGAGAACUGGUUUAAUAAUAUGCCUUCAAUCACUAGACCAAGUCAGGUUAAACAAUAAUAAAAUGUCUUUUGGACUAAUAUCACCAUGUAUUAACCUUCUCAUACAUGAAUAAAGAUGUGCUCUUUUUCCAUUUACACUGAUACAAGGAAAGGAAAUAUAGAGUUCAAAGUGA